Linderina pennispora is the source of this 2811-nucleotide messenger RNA. RefSeq names its product calcium-translocating P-type ATPase. Lineage: Eukaryota; Fungi; Kickxellomycota; Kickxellomycetes; Kickxellales; Kickxellaceae. The record is from RefSeq and is a predicted model, not a curated record. Gene Ontology annotation, molecular function: ATP binding; P-type calcium transporter activity; ATP hydrolysis activity. The coding region runs from base 1 to 2811 and encodes 936 amino acids. The transcript has 8 exons. Gene Ontology annotation, cellular component: membrane; intracellular membrane-bounded organelle. Gene Ontology annotation, biological process: calcium ion transmembrane transport; intracellular calcium ion homeostasis.
AUGCUUGACCCCAAGGACAUCGAGAAGCUGAAGCAGCUGGGCGGAGCCGAGCAGGUGUGCAAGCACCUCCUGGUGGACCCCGCUGUGGGCCUCCGGCAGCGUGAGCAGGUCGACACCGACGGCCUACGCCAGUCCGAGCCGUUCCAGGCCCGGCGCGCGGUGUUUGGGCGCAACGAGCUGCCCGAGGCUGAGACAACGACGUUCCUGCAGCUGCUGUUUGACGCCCACAAGAACGACGAGGUCAAGGUGGGAUGGGUCGAGGGAGCAGCGAUUUUCCUGGCGGUGCUGGUUGUGUGCUUCACCAACGCCAUCAACGACUACCAGAAGGAGAAGCAGUUCCGCAAGCUCAACGCCAAGAAGGAGGACCGGACGGUCAAGGCGCUGCGUGACGGAAAUGAGGUAGAAAUCGGCGUGCAGGAAAUCAACGUCGGUGACAUUCUGCUGAUUGAGCCUGGAGACAUUGUGCCUGUCGAUGGCGUGUAUCUGAGCGGCCACCGCAUGAAGUGCGACGAGUCGAGCGCUACCGGCGAAUCUGACGCAAUCAAGAAGGGCACCAUGGACGAGUGCCUCGACCCGUUCAUCCUCAGCGGCGCCAAGGUCCUGGAGGGCGUCGGCAAGAUGGUUGUUGUGGCUGUCGGCACCCGCUCGUUCUAUGGCAAGAUUAUGAUGGCCAUGCGCAACGGCCAGAGCUCCGAGACCCCGCUGCAGCGCAAGCUCGACGUGCUCGCCGAGCAGAUCGCAAAGUACGGUAUGUCGGCUGCCACGCUGCUGCUGAUUACGCUGGUUGUCAAGUACCUUGUCCAGUGCGCCCUCGCCCCCGAGUUCCCGCCUGCCAGCAUCAUGUUCUCGCACUUUGUCUCCAUCGUCAUCGAGGCCAUCACCGUCGUCGUUGUCGCUGUGCCCGAGGGCCUGCCCAUGGCUGUCACCAUUGCGCUCGCCUAUGCCACCACCAAGAUGCUCAAGGACGGCAACCUGGUCCGCCAGCUGUCGGCCUGCGAGACCAUGGGUGGAGCCACCACCGGAACGCUGACCCAGAAUCCGCAUGACCUGUGGUCCGUGCCUUCAUUGCCUGGCAACGAGCUGACGUCGCUGCCGGGCGUUGCUGCCUUCUUCAAGGGUCUGCCCCAGGGCACCAAGGAGCUGCUGAUGCAGGGUAUUGCCGUCAACUCCACCGCCUUCGAGGGUCCCGACGAGUCGGGCCACAUCGAGUUCAUUGGCUCCAAGUCCGAGUGCGCCCUGCUGGGCUUUGCCAAGACAUGCGGCCAGGACUACCGCUCGGUCCGCGCUGACAACAAGCCCGCCCGCGUGUAUCCGUUCUCGUCCGAGAAGAAGACCAUGACCACCAUCAUCCCGCUUGCCAACGGCCAGUUCCGCGUCCACGCCAAGGGCGCCUCGGAGAUUGUCCUGCGCGCAUGCUCCAAGUAUGUCGACGAGAACGGAGAUAUGCAUCCGCUCGACCAGGCGGCCCGCAACCAGGCCCUGCGCAACAUCUCGAUGAUGGCCAACCAUGCCCUGCGUACCUUUGCCCUGGCCUUUAAGGACAUUUCCGACGACGAGCACCAGCACGUGCAGCGACGAGGACGCGCCGCUGACCCGCUGCGCCCAGGUGUCCGUCAGGCCGUCGCUGACUGCCACAAGGCCGGCGUCAUUGUCCGCAUGAUCACUGGUGAUAACAUCGAGACUGCACGUGCCAUUGCCCGCGAUGCUGGCAUCCUGACCAAGGGCGGCAAGGCCAUCACCGGCCCGCAAUGGCGCCAGCUGAGCCCCGAGGAGCAGCACGCUGUCAUGGCGCGCUCGUCGCCCCUCGACAAGCAGAUUAUGGUUGAGCGCCUGCAGGAGCGCAACGAGGUCGUGGCUAUGACUGGUGACGGCACCAACGACUCGCCAGCGCUCAAGCUCGCCGACGUCGGCUUCUCGAUGGGCAUUGCCGGUACUGAGGUGGCCAAGGAAGCCUCCGAUAUCAUCCUGAUGGACGACGACUUCAAGUCGAUUGUCAAGGCGCUGCGCUGGGGCCGUGCGGUCAACGACAGCGUGCGCAAGUUCCUGCAGUUCCAGCUCACCGUCAACAUCACUGCUGUGUUCCUGACCUUCAUCUCGAUCCGUUCAGCCCUGACGGCCGUGCAGCUGCUCUGGGUCAACCUGAUCAUGGACACCCUGGCUGCCCUGGCCCUGGCCACUGAGGGCCCGACAGACGAGGUUCUGGACCGCCCGCCACAGCAGCGCAACUCGGCCCUGAUCACCUUCGAGAUGUGGCGCAUGAUCAUCGGCCAGGCUAUCUUCCAGGGCCUGGCGCAGCUGCGCACCAUGGUCUUCAACUCGUUCGUGUUCCUGCAGGUCUUCAACCAGGUCAACUGCCGCCGCAUUCAGCCCCACGAGUUCAACGUCUUUGCCAACAUCCACAACGACACUGGCUUCCUGCUCGUUCAGGUCGUCGUCAUUGGCGUCCAGUGGCUGAUUGUCGAAUUCGGUGGCAUCGCCUUCUCCACCACCUCGCUGUCUGCUGAGCAGUGGCUCGGAACCCUGUUCAUUGGCGUCCUGUCGCUGCCCAGCGCCGAGUCCCCCGCCCAGCAGCACCUGCCCGAGGUCUCGACCACCCGCAUGCGCGUCGAGUCCUCGAUCCGCGAUGUCCAGCGGGCCGUCAGGUUCUUUGGCGCCAUCCGCCACUCGCAGCAGCAGCGCAAGGGACAGAACGAGGAUGGCGUGAAUUUCCUCCCCGACCUGCCCUCGCUGGGCCGCUCGUCCACCCUGCCGACCGAGGGCAACACUCCGUUCAUCACCCAGCCUGUGAGCACCAGCAGCUCGUGGACCUAG